AUGACGUAUCCCCAGCCAGAUGUUCUGACACCCUCUGGGAAAGAUGUCCUUGUCAUGACCCCUCGGCUGGCUCCCAUCCUCUGGGAGGGGAUUUUAAAAACUGACAUCCUGAAUGAGCAGUUCCAGCUCCAGAAUGCCACCAUUGGAUUCAUCACGUUUCCUGCUAAAAAACCCAAAACCCACCUGAAGGUAUUGCGAACUGCAGAGAUGUACUUCAUGGCGGGACACAGGAUGAACUACUACGUCUUCACUGACCAGCCAGACUACGUUCCUCAUAUGAACAUCCAAAAAGGUGGGCAGACAGUCAUCCUCAAGGUCCAGAGCCAUGCCCACUGGGAGGACAUCUCCACUCACCGCACGGAGAUAAUCAAUUUUCCCCAGCAACGCUUCCACCAGGAAGCAGAUUACCUUGUGUGUGUGGAUGCGGACAUGAAGUUCAGCGACCACACGGGCGUGGAGAUCCUCUCCUCCUUGUUCCGCACCCUGCAUCCUGGCUACCAUGGGCUCAGUCGGACCCACUUCCCCUAUGAACGUUGGCCUCAGUCACAAGCCCAUGUUCCUGAAGAUGAGGGGGACUUUCAUUACACAGGGGUUUUUGGGGGGUCAGUGCCAGAGGUUUACAGGCUCAGCAAGGCCCGCCACAAGGCACAAAUAGCCGACCAAGCCAACCACAUCAAAGCUGCGAGGCAUGGUGAGAGCCACCGGAAUGAGUAUCUGCUUUACCACAAACCCUCCAAGGUCCUCUGCCCUGAGUACCUGGGGAAUCACAACAUGCUGCACAAUACCUGGGAUCAGCAGAGAGGGCACCAGCAGUUUUUGCCACAGCCGUGCCACCCUGGAACCCUCGGGGAGGGCAUCGCUGCUGCAGGUCCUUCCCUGAGGGAGCUGCUAUUACGCUACCCCGGGACCAGGGCUACCAGCCCCCCCACCCCCCACCUGCGUGUGCCCUGGAUCCCAGAGCCAUGGCUUCUGGGGGUGUGCCGACACUUCAGAUCUCAGAUGCAUAGCUUCUCCACGUGUGCCCACAUCUUGGGCAGGAGAGCUACUGCUGCUUCAGACCAUCCAACGCCCAAAGCCACUGUUGCUCCACUGGUACAUGGGCUCCAGUCCCUGGCUCUGUGGCUGCUCUGCACAUGCCUGUGCCUCAGACACCGGAACCACUGCAUCUGUAGGCUAGCCAGUUCCCAAGACCCCAGAGACAUUGUUGCUCUGUGA
Molecule: messenger RNA, 1215 nt
Organism: Herpailurus yagouaroundi (jaguarundi)
Lineage: Eukaryota; Metazoa; Chordata; Mammalia; Carnivora; Felidae
Product: histo-blood group ABO system transferase 2-like
Biological process (GO): carbohydrate metabolic process
Cellular component (GO): Golgi apparatus; membrane; vesicle
Molecular function (GO): glycoprotein-fucosylgalactoside alpha-N-acetylgalactosaminyltransferase activity
Source: RefSeq, a predicted model, not a curated record